AUGUCAGACGCCGAAAUUUACGUGGGGGAACAGCGAGUAGGGACAACGUCCAAUAGCACGCUGGAUGGUGAAGAACGCGUCCGGCAAGGUCUCGCAAAGGCUGCGGAGAUGAAAGACGAGGGGAACAAGUUCUUUUUGGAAAAGAACUGGACGAGCGCAAUAACAGCAUACAAACAAGCGCUCUCAUACCUCCCAUCGCCUCCUGUGCGUGAUCGCAAACAGGACGAAAAGACUGAUGAAGAGACUGGGAUCGAUGCUGAAGAGGGUACAAAAGAUCCAAAUCCACCCUCACCCGGAGUGUCAACGCCACAGCAAGAGGCUGCCGAAAGUCCGCUGAUGAAGGAGUGUUCGACGAUGAGAAUCGCACUAAACUCCAACAUUGCUGCAUGUGAAAUCAAAUUAGAAGCAUGGGAGGCGGCAGUUUCGGCAGCAACAGCAGCUCUCGAUGAGGAACCUCAUCAUCAAAAGGCGCUAUGGAGAAGAGCGAAAGCCAACGAAGCCCUGGAUUCGUGGUCAUCGCUGACGGCGGCUCAACGAGACUAUCAGACGCUCAGGGAUAUCGUUCCGUCAACGCAACCCUUGUACCGUGACGCGACCGCUGCUCUCCGGAUAUUGGAGCCGCGAAUAGAAAUUGUGCGCAAACGUGACACGGACAAAAUGUUGGGUCAGCUGAAAGAAGUGGGCGACUCCGUCCUCGGAUGGUUUGGGUUGUCGACUAAUAAUUUCCAAAUGACUCCAAACGGCCAAGGCGGGUAUAGUAUGAACUUUGUCAGUAACCCAUGA
Molecule: messenger RNA, 783 nt
Organism: Serendipita indica DSM 11827
Lineage: Eukaryota; Fungi; Basidiomycota; Agaricomycetes; Sebacinales; Serendipitaceae
Source: the annotation of a GenBank genome assembly